Cryptococcus amylolentus CBS 6039 is the source of this 1647-nucleotide messenger RNA. RefSeq lists its product as hypothetical. The record is from RefSeq and is a predicted model, not a curated record. Gene Ontology annotation, cellular component: Golgi apparatus. Bases 1 to 1647 code for a protein of 548 amino acids. Gene Ontology annotation, molecular function: alpha-1,2-mannosyltransferase activity. Lineage: Eukaryota; Fungi; Basidiomycota; Tremellomycetes; Tremellales; Cryptococcaceae. The transcript has 5 exons. Gene Ontology annotation, biological process: mannan biosynthetic process.
AUGCCGCCCAGAACGUACUCCGUAACCCCUCUAGGGUAUCUCGUGCUGCUCCUGCUAUCACUCGUAGUCAUAUGGCAAGGCUCCCGUCUCCUCGCCCCGGAUCCCAAGGCUUUGAUACCAGCAUCAUGGACCGCCCAAAAGCCAGCGCCGUUACCGCCAACGACAGGCAACGCAUGGACGGACGCCGCGGAUUUGGCGAUGGUGGAGGAUACGAUCGAAGAGAUGCUCGACAUCCAGAACGUCCUCCCUCCCCUGCCGCAUAUGUAUGCCUCCCAGUUCCCAAACCUCAAACUCCCGCUCCCCCUCCGGCGAUCGUCGCAUCAUCUCAUACUGGCGCAGAGACUACAUUCCUUCCUCACGAGGCCUGUCUUGUCGCACAAGCAAGCUUUGAAGGCGAAUGAAGAAGGGUGCCCGAGGGAGACGGCGGAUGGGCUGGUGAAUCCGGAGCAGUUUGAAGAUGGGAAGGAGUUUUGGGAGGGGGUUGGGGAGGGGGAGAUUGUGAAAAGGAGGGCGGAUGUGGUCAAGUAUAUCUCGGAGAGGUUGGAGGCUGGGCAGGAGGUUAUUGGGCGGCGGGGGAAGCUUGGGCAUGGGAGGGGGAUUGUUUUGACGGGUGGGAAUAAGGAUACGACGCUGAGGACGAUAACGACGAUUAAGCAUCUGAGAGGACUUGGGGUGGACUUGCCGAUUGAAGUGUUUCAUUACCCAGGCGAAAUCAGUAAUCGAAAACAACGUCAAGCUAUUGAAGAGCUCGGUGCGACUCUGCGCGAGGCAAAGGGUCUUUCCAAAGAACCCGGAGCUUGGAAGAACUGGCAGAUCAAAGGCGCCGCCCUAGUCGACUCUUCCUUCCGCGAAAUCAUCUACCUCGACUCUGACAACACCCCCCUCCGCUCCCCCGUCCACCUCUUCGACGCCCCCAUCUACACUUCCUCCGGGCGGGCCGCCUUCUGGCCCGACCUCACCAAAGACCACCCGCACAACGCUAUCUGGCGCAUCAUAGGUGACACCUGCUCGCAAGACCUCUUCACGUUCGAGUCGGGGCAAAUCGUCAUUGAUAAAGCGGGGAAUGAGGGACUGAAUAUGGCGGCGCUGGUGAUUGCGGCGGGGAUGUUGCGGGAUAGGGAGUUUUGGUUUAGGAUGUGUGGGGGGGAUAAGGAUACGUUUCGGUGGGCGUUUAGGGUGUUGGGGUUGGAGUUUGGGGUGGCGCCGAGGUGGAUGGGGGCGGUGGGGAUUGAGAAUGGGUUUGAGGGGGGCAGGUUUUGUGGGCACUCAGUGUUACAGCACGACCUCAUUAUCCCCGAAGGAUUCACAAAAGAACCUCCUCUCUUCGUACAUUCCAACCUGCUAAAACAUAUGCGCAAGAUCGGUCUUCGUCAAGGGGACAUUUUCACCCAUACCCUUCGGAUGAAGAACGAUAACGUCUCCUCCCCAUCCCUCAACUACGCCCACUCGCACGUCUACAUGGGCCAAGCACGCGGGAUGUGUAUCGACACACAAUGGCAUGCCAACGCGCCGAAAUCGCUUCUAGAGGGGGCGGAUGGGAAGGAAGGGAUCGAGAUGGGGAGAGUGGAGGAAGGGGAGGAGGGGGUGUUUUGGGAGGGGUUUGAGGGGAGGUGGUGGGAGGAGGGAGGGAAGGUUGGGGGGUGGUGA